This is a messenger RNA of Hemiscyllium ocellatum (epaulette shark), 2437 nucleotides long. RefSeq names its product tubulin epsilon and delta complex 1 (gene tedc1). Lineage: Eukaryota; Metazoa; Chordata; Chondrichthyes; Orectolobiformes; Hemiscylliidae. The transcript is spliced from 8 exons. Bases 70 to 1407 code for a protein of 445 amino acids. The record is from RefSeq and is a predicted model, not a curated record.
UUCAUCUCGAGCGUGUCAGUUUAACGGCUGUCUGGGGCGCGGGGGAGGGGAGCGCGCGCGCUUUCAGCAAUGAAAAUUAAGGAGGCGAUAGCUGCUCUGUGUAAAGUGCUCGUCGGGAUACGGGGAAGGGACGGGGCGGCUAUUGCUGUCAAUAUCAGUCCGGAAAUGUUUCGUAAGGCCAAGUUCAACCGAAAUGAAGUGACCACUGAAUUCUGGAAGUUGCUGCAUUGGCUCCUGAAGCUGGUCAAUGAGGACAAGCCCUCUGAGGUCUUAGAGUUGGCUGACCAGAUUAAAUAUGUGAAGGCUGUAGUUUGCUAUUAUGGUUAUGGAUUCAUGGAUUUCUACCAGCUGCCCAUGGAUGGCAGUCUGGGUAGUCGAGAUCUCAUCUUGGCUUUCUCAUGGCUACUGCAGAGAAUUCACCUGUUGGAACAGCUGCUGAAUCUGCAUAGACUGCAGGUGGAAGAUGUAGCAUCACUCUGCAUGUGCAAACAGACUCUAUCAUUCAGGCCCAUGGAGGGAUCGGACCUUCAGGAAAGCAGCCACCCAGUGGAGAUGGAUGUGCGAUACCUGCAGUCUUUACAUGGGAAGUUGCGGUUCCGCAGGAGAAAUCUUUACAGUGCUCAGCAGGAGAGGUGUUCUGCUCUCUAUAAGAUCCAUUUAUACACCAAAGGAUGUAGCAGCAGCCAGAGCUUUGAUCAUUUGUCUGCAACUGAGGCACGUCUGAUUCAAGAUCAUCAACAGUGCACUGAGUUUGUGCAGCUGCUGGAGCAUGAGAACAUACAAUUGGAAGCAUACCUGGAGUGGAAGCGGCUGGAGCCCAUAUAUUGGCAAUGGAUGGAAAGUGUGCUGUCUGCCAAGCUGCAGGAUACCCAAGAGGUGCUGAAUCUAAACUUCACUGCAGUCACUGCCCCCUCAUUCAAUCGGAGGGAGAAUUGCAAGGAACCUGAUGCCUUCAGGAAAACAAACAAACUUUACGCUGAGCUACUGAAGCUGCAAUCAGAGAUACAGGACCGGAGAUUGGUGAAGAAUGAAAGGAUUAAAGAGCAGGAGCGAAGUAUGGGAGAUCACCUGGGAUGGCAUGAAGCAGUGUUCCUGACAUGUAAUCUGGAGCAGAAACUGGCAGCAGUACAAGCCAGAAUGAGCCAAGAGAGAAGACGACAUGGCCAAGUCAGAUUGGCAUUGAGAAUCAACUCUACUCUCACUCCUUCCAGAAGUAAGCCUCCCACUGCCCAACAACAUAUCAGCUCUGUGAGUCUCACUGCAACAGAAAUGAUCUCACAGCUAGAAGCUGAAGCAAUCCUAUUAAAGAAGGAACUCCAAGAAUUGCAGCAACUCUCCAAAGAGGCUCUUGGAGAGAUUUUGGAACAUCUGGAUGGAGUAAUAUGCAUUCCACCAACGCCGCGAUGAGGCUCUGGGAAUUAAUAGAAAAGUUAGUGACAAUACAGUGACUUUUGGGCAGAUCAUAUACAGGCUAAUUCUGCUUACUACUUUCAUUCGUGGACUUAUUCUCUACAGUGAGAGAUAAAACCUCCAUAGGCAUCUGAUUUUGGUUGUGUUAAUGAAAAGGUGCUAACAGGAAGACGACAAUUAGAGGAAGGUGCAAGGUUGUACAUUCUCACCUCCUAGUGGCCUAACAUGCAGUGACAUGGAUGAAGGCCAAGAUUGGAUUGUCAGGCUGUGCUUAUAGUCAGUGGAUGUGUGUUGUGCACAUUGUUGUGAAGAAUUGUUGUGCACAUGUCACUGUAUUAGAAAGACAAAUCAAACAUUGAAGAAUCUGUCAGUCAUGAUGUGAUUUUUUUUUAAAACUUAUUUGCUCUGUUGCAUAUUUUUUGGAGGCAAGGUGUCAUGAUUUACUUUGAAUAACCCUAUGCUUGCUUGAAAUGUGUUAACCACAGAAGGAAGCCAUUUAGUCCCACAAGUCUGUUCAACCACUCAAUUAGAUCUUUGCUGAAAUGUCUUUCGGAAGAGUUCCAGAAUCUCCAUAUCCUUUAUUCAAAACACUGAGCAACUUGGCUCUAAUUUAUUCUGGACUUCUGUUGUCUAAAAGAGCAUUUCUUUCCUCGAUUGUACUGAACCAUAUUGAUCAUGCAAUUUCAUAUUAAUGAACAUUUUUAUCCCCUAUAGCUAUUCUGUACAAAUAGGAUAGGUUAGACUGUAAAGCGUUGAUGAAACAUCAAAGUCCUUCUCAGGCCUUCAAUCAGAAAGGUAGGCACAAACAUAUCUAGUAGCUUGUGUUUGAGGAGCUGGAUUGCCUGACUUGGCGCCUCUAAUCAAACAUCUUAAACUCCAUCUUACUGCAAUCAGCCAUCCUAAACUGGUUUUUAUUCAAAGUCAGAACUAUCUUGAACUUUGUUCCUGUGUCUUUUUUUCUUGUUUUGAUUUUGUACUUGUUGAAAAUAUCACCAUAAAUUAUUAAAAUUCUUCAGGCAAAAAUAAA